Messenger RNA from Diospyros lotus (date-plum), 1417 nucleotides. RefSeq names its product UV-B-induced protein At3g17800, chloroplastic-like. The coding region runs from base 71 to 1207 and encodes 378 amino acids. Lineage: Eukaryota; Viridiplantae; Streptophyta; Magnoliopsida; Ericales; Ebenaceae. The record is from RefSeq and is a predicted model, not a curated record. The transcript has 2 exons.
UAAUGGCGAUGGCUUUCGUUUUGCCCUACAAAUCACUCUCUCCUCAGCCCCCCCACUUUCCACUUUGUUCAUGGACUGCUGCCUCUCCUUCGCCAGACCCUCCGCUCUCGCUCCCGCUCUCUGCUUCUCCGGCGCCGGCCGCCGGUUCUCGCGUCUCGCCCGAUUCGGCCGCCGGUCUCACCGGAGACCGUCGGUUGCGGCGAGUGGCCGUGAGGGCUUCAGCAGCUUGAACACCCCGCUCGAGCCGAAGUCGCCGGUGGGGAAGUUCCUCAGCCGCGUGUUGCAGGACGACCUCGGGUUCUUCCAUGCCGCCGUUGGCUUACAGUUGGGGCAAUUAGCCGCCUACCGGGACGAAGCCGUGGCUCGAAUGAAUUUGAGCUCCGAUUCCGAUGAAGCCUGCCUUCACAGGAGGAUUUCAGAACUGAGGGAGCGGGAGAGCCAGACUGCAGUUGAGGAUGUCAUGUACAUGUUAGUAUUAUACAAAUUUAAUGAAAUUGGAGUCCACUUGGUUCCAAGGCUCUCUAGAUGUAUAUACAAUGGCAGACUGGAGAUAUGGCCCUCUAGGGACUGGGAGCUUCAGUCAGUUCACAGCGCUGAAGUCUUGGAAAUGAUAAGGGAACAUCUAACUGCUGUCAUCGGAUGGAGGGCUGAUGCCAAUGUCACAGUGAAUUGGUCUCUAACACAAAUUUCAAGACUCCAUCUCAACCAAGUCUACACUGCUUCUCUCUUAUAUGGGUAUUUUCUCAAGUCUGCCUCCUUGAGACACCAUUUGGAGCAGAGUCUUGCCAAGUCUGGUUGUGGUCUUGGAAUUAGCUUCAGUACCCCCCUUCCUCUGUUCCCACUGUGGCCAUCUGGGGUAAAGAAUACUGUUUUCGACUACACUAGCAGCACCGGAUUAAUGCUAAUGAAGCAAGCACCUAGCCAAGGAAGGGCACGCGAGCAGCUGAGGUGCUAUGUUACAGGCUUCGACCCUGAAACGAUGGAGAUGUGCGCAAAACCAAAAACGAAAGAGGCUGUGAAUCUAAUUGAGAAGCAUUGUAGCGGACUCUUUGGGGAUGAGAGGACCGGUUUGAUUGAGACCAAUGAGGUGAUUGUGACUUCAAUGUUGAGCCUUAAGAGGAUGGUUUUGGAGGCUGUUGCUCUUGGUUCCUUCCUUUGGGAUGCAGAAGAGUAUAUUGCCACUGUAUAUAAGCUAAAUGAGAAUUGAAUAGAGGAAAGCGAAAGGGUAAAACUUGUCCUCGAUGUAUAUACAAGUUCUCUGUUUGUAAUAUAUCCGGCAGUACUUCCCCCUUUGGCAAAUUUUGUUUUGUACAUUAUACAAUUGUAAACAAUGUAAAAAGGUUUGGAUAGGAUAGAAUGAGGGAGGAUUAAGCUUAUAUAAAUAAAUUGUGCUUUCCUUUGUUUUGAGGCUGUGAAA